Filobasidium floriforme is the source of this 1795-nucleotide messenger RNA. Its product is annotated as extracellular exo-polygalacturonase. The coding region runs from base 1 to 1464 and encodes 487 amino acids. The record is from RefSeq and is a predicted model, not a curated record. Lineage: Eukaryota; Fungi; Basidiomycota; Tremellomycetes; Filobasidiales; Filobasidiaceae. Gene Ontology annotation, biological process: carbohydrate metabolic process. The transcript has 8 exons. Gene Ontology annotation, molecular function: polygalacturonase activity.
AUGCUUUCUAAGCUCGUACUCUUCAAGUUAUUUUUGACCCUCGCCAUUCUCGCUCCAGCUUCGGCCGCUCCUGCUAACGACAACAAGCCCUGCCCUCCCGCAAACGCCAACUCGAACGCUCAAGCCGCCCCAUGGUGUCGUACCACCAGCACCAUCAUCACUCCUACUUCUACCUCCCUCGCCUCGUCCGUUCCCGAACCGACCACCUCCCAGACUCCUCCUACCCCACCUGCUUCAGGCGAACGUAAACGCUGCGCGAUCCAGGCGCUCGGUGGGGACGCCGACGAUGCUCCGGCGAUCAAUCGGGCUUUCGAGGAGUGCAGUCAGGGUGGGGUGGUUGCUUUCGAAUACGGUGUGAGGUAUAACGCCUACAACCCCGUCUCCGCCCUCAAGCUCAACGGUACCAAGGUCGAAUUCUACGGCAACGUCCACUUGCCGGAAGAUAUCCCUACCGUCCAAGCUAUCGUUGCCGAUCCCAAGGUGUACGAUGGGUAUUGGUUCAGGUUCAAGGGAGAGGGGUUGGAAUGGGUGGGGACGAAGGAUAUCAAUGCCGGAUGGAUCGAUUCUCAUGGUCAAGCUUGGUGGGACGCAAAUCCAGCGGGCCAAGGUGGACUUCCCAACCGCCCUCACUUGCUCCGAUUUGAUAUCAAGAAAAGCACCAUCAAGAACUUGAAGAGCGAGAAGCCUAUUGGGUGGAACACUAGGAUCGUAGCUGAUGAUCUGUACAUCGAGGGCACUGUUGUGAACGCGCAUUCCGAGUCGGGUAGUUUCCCCUUCAACACCGACGGCCUGGGUCUCAGUGGAACCAACAUCUUGGCGGUCGACUCCAAGAUUGAUAACGGUGACGACUGUUUCGCGAUCACCACCCCGUCCAGGAACAUCACCAUGCGCAAGGCCACCUGCGGCGGUCCGGGAACGCACGGGCUUUCUAUCGGGUCGUUGGGCAAGAAUCAGGCUCAGGUCAAUACCGUUCGGGAUAUCACUUUCGAGGAUAUCACGAUGAUCGAUGCCUUGUACGGGGCUAGGUUCAAGUCUUGGGUCGGCGGACAAGGUAUUACCGAGAACAUCAAGUAUCACGAUAUCCGGUUGUACAACGUCACCUACCCCAUAGCCGUCACCCAGACCUACGUCGAUCAGAACAACCCUGGCGGGGAUCGAGUCAAUAACGGUUCCGUCAUUCUCAAGAACUUUUCCUUUAAAGAUUGGGUCGGCGAUAUCAACAGCUUCCAACCCGGUGACAAAUCCUGCAUCUCGGACCCUUGUUGGUACGAACAAGAUCUACCCGAGUUCACCGGUUCUCAAGGCAUCUUUUUCAGCUGUGCCAACGAAGGGUCUUGUCAAGGGUUCGAGACGGAGAACCUCAGGAUCUACGGACAAAACGGGGUUCCAGCCGAGUUUUUGUGCAAGAAUGUUCAUGCGGCUUCGAACCCGAACUUGGGGUUCACUUGCGCCGAUAAUCUUUGAUCGGUUGUCCUGUGCGUUUGCUGUAACGCUUCAGGUACCUAGUCGGGCCAUCAGCAGACCUUGAGUUAGAGAAUGUAUUAUCUCCGUCUGUUCCAUUCUACGUGUAUUUAUAUAUAUAUUGUACUAGUCGCCUCGUAAUACUGUUUCAAGUUUUUCUGAAGAUUGCGAGGUCUGGCCUGCAUGCUAUACCUUGUGCGGCUUUUCGUCGUCGAAACAGGUUCUGUUGUGAUUAAACAUCAAUAAUAUGUAUUCAACGUUCGCAAAGCGAGCGGUCACUCUAAUAUGGAAGCACGUACAAGGGCACAUAAGGAAGAUCUCGGGCAGAAAAUUG